Candidula unifasciata is the source of this 729-nucleotide messenger RNA. Lineage: Eukaryota; Metazoa; Mollusca; Gastropoda; Stylommatophora; Geomitridae. The record is from the annotation of a GenBank genome assembly.
AUGGAAUAUUUGUUUCCAUCUAAAUGUAAAUUUGUUGACACCUACAGUAUUGACAGGUCAAGAAAGAAUUGUGCCACCAUGUUUACUGAAGGCAUGAGACCUCAUGUUACGAAGGAGGAUAUCAAUCUGCCAUCUGGUUAUCAAGGAAAACUUGCCUUUGUAUUGCAUAAUGUCCUCACAGAAGAGGAGUGCAACAGGUUUAUACAAGAAACAGAGAGGAUCGGCUACAUCCCUGCACUUGUCAACGUGGGGGGCGGUAGGGAAAAGAUGAUGACUGAUGUACGUAGCAGUAAGCGCUGCAUUGUAGAUUCUGUACCUUACGUGCAAGAGCUGUGGGAACGGAUUAAAGAGUUCAUUCCAUCUGUGUUUAAGGAGCACAGAGUUCUUGGUCUGAAUGAGCGCUUGAGAUUUCUUAGAUAUGAUGCCGGAGACUACUUCAGACCACAUUUUGAUGGCUCAUACAAACGUGAUAAUGGGGAGCGAAGUUACAUUACAUUUCAGCUGUAUCUUAAUGAGGGUUUUGAAGGAGGUGCAACAACUUUUAUUGGGGUCCAACAUGAUCUUGUGCCAGUAAUUCCAAAGACAGGAUCAGUCCUCAUAUUUCAACAUGAUAUUUGCCAUGAGGGAUCAGAGCUUACUGCUGGGCGCAAGUAUACAGUGAGAACAGAUAUCAUGUCCUCGGCAGAAAGAGUCGACAGUGUUAAUACUAGCAGUAGCUGUGAACUUUGA